AUGACGGAAUCCGUGACUGCUUUUCCGCCGGAGAUGCCUGAUCCCAACCCUAUCAUGCAAUCAGAUUCCGAUUUGAUCUCUGUUCCGCCGCUAGAUCCUCUUUUCCUAUCUGCUUCCGAUCCGAUUUCAAUGGAACUCCCGAUCUCCGAUCUAGACUUCUUAUUCGAAGACGAGAACGGCGAUUUACCGGAUUUCGAUUUCCCAUUUGAUGAUUCCGAUGAUUUCUUCAACUUUACCCUGGACGCGGAGACCCCGGUGGUGAUCCCAGAGGAGUUCGGGAGCUCUGGAGCGAUCGGAAACGAUGCGAAUUUGGAUUCAUCGGAAACCAGGAACGGCGAUAGAGGCUCAGAAGGUCGAUCUGAUUCUGUUCAUUCUCAGGUGUCAUCUCAAGGCUCGAAGACUUUUGUGUCCGGCGCUUGCGACACCGUUGACGCGUUAUCCUCCCCUGAAUCGAGCAAUCUAGGGGUUCACCAGAAACCUUCUGUCAGCAAGAGGAAGAAGGAAAAGGGAGACUCAGGGGCUGAGUACAGAAGCUUCAAGUACCAAAAGUCCGACGAUAAAUCAGCCGCGACAACAGUCGAUGAGGAUGAUGACAAGAAGAAGGUGAGGCUGAUUAGGAACCGUGAAAGCGCUCAGCUUUCGAGGCUGAGGAAGAAGCAAUACGUUGAGGAGCUUCAAGGGAAAGUGAAGAGUAUGAAUUCCACCAUUGCUGAACUGAAUGGUAAGAUAUCGUAUGUUAUGGCCGAGAAUGCAGCGCUAAGGCAUCAGAUGGCUGCUGCUUCCGGUGCUCCUCCUAUGAAUCCUUACAUGGCUGCACCACCACUACCGUAUCAAUGGAUGCCGUAUCCACCUUAUCCGGUCAGAGCUUAUGGAUCGCAGACUCCAUUGGUUCCUAUUCCUAGACUGACUGGUAGGACGAGGAAGGCAGAUAGUAAGAAGAAUGAGGGUAAAAGCAAACUCAAGAAGGUUGCCAGUAUUAGUUUUAUUGGGAUUCUGUUCUUUGUUUUCUUGUUUGGUACUUUGGUUCCGUUUAUGAAUGUAAACUAUGGAGGAGAGAGUGGAAGCUUUGGCGGUUUGGCUAAUUAUGAGGGUCGUCGAUAUUAUGACGAGCUUAAAGGGAAGGUUCUAAUGGUUGGCGAUGGCUCUGAUGUUAGAAGAGAAAGUGGAAUAUCUAAAGGAAGUCUCCAUUCUAGUAGGAGUCGUGGUGAGAGAGAUAGUUGUGGAGGAGUAGAUUAUAGUGCUCAUCCCAAAGUAGACGGAAGACCAAGUCCACUGAGCAAUGCCAGUGAGCCUCUCUUUGCUUCUCUCUAUGUCCCAAGAAACGAUGGCCUUGUGAAGAUCGACGGGAACUUGAUUAUUCAUUCUGUUUUGGCGAGCGAGAAAGCUACGGCUUUCGCCAAGAAGAAUAUCUCUGAACCGAUAAAAGACAAAGAACCCGAGUUGACAACUCCCAGUGCCCUGUCUUCUGCAUUAGCUGUCCCUGGUGUCAGAGGAGAUGGAGCGAUGCUUCCACAUUCCAAGGCUCUCUCUUCUGGUUCAUCCGAAGGGAAGAGACUUCACCAAUGGUUUCAUGAAGGUGGCUCAGGGACACUAAUGGAUUACAGCAUGUGCACCGAGGUUUUCCAGUUUGAUAUUGCUCCUGGUGCGAUAGUCCCAUCAUCAGUCUCCAACAUUACACGGGAGCAUCUCCAAAAUGUCACCACCCACGACAAGAGAAUGAAGAACAGGAGGAUUCUCGAGGGGCUUCCGGUUUCACUUGUGGCAUCUGAGCUCAACAUCACUGGAACCCAGCCGACCAAAGACGAUCAAAACAAGAGCUUCCAUGGGAACAGUAACAACAAACCCACAUCGUCAUCCUCCAUGGUUGUCUCGGUGUUGCUUGAUCCGAGGGAGAUUGUUGACUCUGAAACCGAUAGAGUCAUACCCCCAAACCCGAAAUCACUUUCCCGGAUAUUCGUGGUGGUGCUUCUAGACAGCGUCAAGUACGUUACCUACUCAUGCGUUCUUCCCCGGUCGGGUCUCCAUCUCGUGGCCACCUGA
Thlaspi arvense is the source of this 2040-nucleotide messenger RNA. NCBI's taxonomy places the organism in Eukaryota, Viridiplantae, Streptophyta, Magnoliopsida, Brassicales, Brassicaceae. The record is from the annotation of a GenBank genome assembly.